GUGUGGCCGUGUCUGGCCGACGAUUAUUGAGUAGCCAUGAAUCGGCUGGCAGUUGGAUCGGCCUUGAUCUGCUUCCUCUUUCCACCUUUGCCUGCUAAAUACGUCGAAGGUCAACUUAACGAUCCAGUACAGAGAUGGACUUUUCUUGCUCGUUUUUGCUUCCUUUCGAUGGAAGGCCGAUUCUCGUACGAUGUCGAGUACGACUUAGAUUACGCCGUUCAAAAGCUUCUGCUGUAUUACGAUACACCUAAUCAAUGGCCACUAGCUUACGAUCAAACCAAAAGCUGCGAAGAACGCGAAUCGCUUCUAAAAAUUGAAAACAAUCAGAUAAUCAACCUCACCUCGAAUUCACGGUCGGCAGAAUGUCAAAUCAUCCGACUAGAUCCAGAUAAGGCCAAAUACCGCUGUGUCGGUAACAGGACUUUCCGUUCGUCCAGGGAACGUUGGUGGUUCAUUGCAGUUAGCAAUUGCCCAUCGCCGCGGGGGUUAUCUCUGAAAUAUCGUUUCUGGAUGACGAAUGGCCCUAGCGAAGACAUUUGGUUCCAGCACUUUUCCGCUGAUGAAUUCUAUAUUUUACAUAUGUUGAUUGGUUUCUUGUUGGUCCAAGUCACUCUCUCGGUGGUAGCAAUCUUGUGCGGCAGAGAGCUAAAGGCGAGGCAACUUUUACAUUCGACUUACAAGAUGUUCAUCACCAGUGUUCUUCUCCAAGCAGUUGGCCUCUUUCUAUUAACUGUCGCUUACGGGAAAUAUGCAAAUGAUGGGGUUGGAUCUGUGGGUCUCAAAACUUUAGGACGAAUGUUCGAGGCGACAUCGGAAAUCUUUUACAUAUUGAUGCUGAUAUUACUAGGAAAAGGUUACACAGUGACGCGCGCUCGGCUUCGAUCCCGAUCCGUUGUCAAGGUGACUGUUUUCAUGUCGCUCUACUGCGUGACUUACAUCGCCCUUUUCACCUAUGAAAGACAGUAUUUCGAUCCGGGGAAAGUUCUUUAUGUUUACGAAUCUCCAGCUGGUUACGGAUUGCUGGUUUUGCGAUUUCUGGGCUGGAUGACUUUUGUCUAUGGAUUGGCUUUCACGCUGAAGCAUUACCCAGAAAAAAAUGGUUUUUAUCUACCAUUUUUCUUCUUUUCAUCGCUGUGGUUCGUCUCAGGACCUAUCAUCAUAAUCCUAUCUAAUCAUCUAGUCGACAAGUGGGUGAGAGAAACAAGCAUGGUAGGAGUGGAACACUCCUUUGCUCUCCUCGGAUUUCUAGCUUUCUUGGUGCUGACUCGUCCGAACGCCGCCAACAGUAACUUUCCCUACCACGUCCGUACUUCCCAGAUCGGGGUGAUGGAACAGCGUAUAAGCAGCCAAUCGGAAGAUAGCUUGGCACCUAAUCAUUUAGACCUGGAUCGAUUUCCCCAUCAUCUAUACGAGCCAACGUUACGUUACAACAACCCUAACGGGAUUUAUGCCAUUAGUAAUGGAACUGUUCAUUAAUGUUUAUUUACCGUGUAUUCUCAAUACGUGCAAAAUACAUCGCACAAUAUCUUU
Molecule: messenger RNA, 1530 nt
Organism: Daphnia magna
Lineage: Eukaryota; Metazoa; Arthropoda; Branchiopoda; Diplostraca; Daphniidae
Product: transmembrane protein 145
Exons: 12
Coding region: 37-1476 (479 amino acids)
Biological process (GO): response to pheromone; G protein-coupled receptor signaling pathway
Source: RefSeq, a predicted model, not a curated record